GUUUGAGUGGCGUUUACAGUAUAAUGGAUCAUUAUAAGCAUGAGAAAGUGAGGGCGGUUGAAUAUGUGUCAACUAUGCACAAAGCUAUGGAUGGUGUGGAGAACUUUGAUUAUUAUUCGCCGACAUCAUUACUCAAGAAAUUGAAUGAGGAUCAGUUGAAAAGAGUUCCUCCAGUGGUUUUGCUCCAUGGAACCAAUGACAUCAUAGUUCCCGUGGAAUCAUCAGUGAAGUUCUCGGAGCUCCUCACUGCCCUUUCCAUCAGGAUGUCUCUCUAUCUAAUACCUAAAAUGAACCACACUGAGAUGGUCACUGACCUUAUGGCUCCAGACAGGCACUUUUACCACACUGUUUAUGGCUGUAUUAAACAGGAGUACAGUAAAUUUCAAGGUUAUGUUGAUUAAUAUUUUUCAUUCAAUUCAGUACUAAUUUCAUUUUCCAGUAUGCCAGACAGUCAUUAUUUGUUCUUUAUGAUUUUACUGAAAGUUUACAUUUAAGUUCUAAUGAUUUGUUUUCUUCUGAAAUGUUUAAUUUUCGAUCAAAAAUGUGUUCAAUAACCCAUUAUACAAGAUAGCAAGGUGAAAGAAAACAUAAUAUUAUCUCUGUGCUUGUUAUCUGUUAAUAAAUUCUGUUAAUGUUCAAUGAAAUGUAAAAAAGAAGAGAUUGUUCCAAUUAAGAAUAUACAACAUAUUUUCGUGUUUGAAAUGUAAUAUGGAUGGAGAAAUUCUUAUUUUGCAUUUUU
This is a messenger RNA of Sinocyclocheilus rhinocerous, 739 nucleotides long. Its product is annotated as probable isoprenylcysteine alpha-carbonyl methylesterase ICME. Gene Ontology annotation, biological process: proteolysis. The transcript is spliced from 2 exons. The annotation marks the transcript as partial. Gene Ontology annotation, molecular function: serine-type peptidase activity. NCBI's taxonomy places the organism in Eukaryota, Metazoa, Chordata, Actinopteri, Cypriniformes, Cyprinidae. The record is from RefSeq and is a predicted model, not a curated record.